AUGAAACAAGUGUCAUGGCUUCUUUUCAUUUCCAUUCUACUCUUUUCCACGAUACCACUCAUCUUCUCCUCUCUCAUAGAAAAUUCACAACUCGUUGUUCUCGCUGCUACAUGUUACGGAUACUCCUCCACGGAUCUUGCCAAUGUGUGUGGAGGACAUGGUCUAUGCAAAGCCACUGAUACGUGUGAAUGUUUGGACAUUUAUUCGACCAAUUCACUUCGAAUCACUGGUUCUGUUGUUCUCACACAAGGCAAUGAUUUAGUGUCGACCAAUGGUCGAUACAAAACUUCCAUGCAAGCCGAUGGUAAUUUGGUGAUAUACGACACACAAACAAGUCAAGCCAAAUGGGCUUCUGGUACGGUCGGUUCUUCACAACCCUAUUCUUUGGUGUUGGAAUCGAAUGGAGCUUUGAAAAUUUAUGGAAAUGGUGCAGUGAUAUCGACCCUAGCAUCAAGCUGCUCAGCAACUCCAGCCACAUUGGUUCAACAAAACGAUGGUAAUCUAGUGUUGUAUGGGCCAGGACAUGAAGUGUGUUGGACACCAAAUACCUAUGAUGGAGGAUCCAAUGUUUAUAUUUGGUCAGGAUCCACUUGUUCCAUUACCACGUGUUAUGGCACUGCUUCCAAUGUAGCAAGUGUUUGUAGUGGUCAUGGUUCAUGCAAUUACAAAGAUGUCUGUUCCUGUAAUUCAGGAUAUAGUGGCUCACAAUGUCAAACCUAUUAUUGUAAUGGCAUUGUUUAUAAUGGUGCUAGUGUGUGCAGUGGACAUGGAUCUUGUAAUUCUCCUGACAGCUGUUCAUGUCAAUCUGGAUAUUCUGGAUCAAAUUGUGAAACUUAUUACUGCAAUGGAACAUUAUACAACUCGCCUGAAGUUUGUAAUUCUCGUGGUACUUGCACUGCAACAGAAACAUGCACUUGUUCUACGAAUUAUGGAGGACCACAAUGUCAAUAUCCUAAAUGCUUUGGAAUUUUACAAACCAUGACUGGAAGUGUUUGCAGUGGUCAUGGAACAUGCAAUGAUGUGGAUACUUGUGCGUGUGAUUCGAAUUGGGGUGGACCAAGCUGUUCCUUACCCAUGUGCUUUGGAAUUUUACAAAAUAAGACCAGUGAAGUUUGUAGUGGACAUGGAAUAUGUACCGAUGUCGAUACUUGUGCGUGUGAUUCGAAUUGGGGUGGUCUGAUUGUUCCAUCCCAAAAUGUUUUGGAAUUUUGCAGAAUAUGA
Molecule: messenger RNA, 1221 nt
Organism: Naegleria lovaniensis
Lineage: Eukaryota; Heterolobosea; Eutetramitea; Acrasida; Naegleriidae
Exons: 3
Coding region: 1-1221 (406 amino acids)
Biological process (GO): heterophilic cell-cell adhesion; neuron development
Cellular component (GO): neuron projection
Molecular function (GO): protein homodimerization activity; cell adhesion molecule binding; protein heterodimerization activity
Source: RefSeq, a predicted model, not a curated record